Eleginops maclovinus (Patagonian blennie) is the source of this 1894-nucleotide messenger RNA. Its product is annotated as collagenase 3-like. Gene Ontology annotation, molecular function: zinc ion binding; metalloendopeptidase activity. Lineage: Eukaryota; Metazoa; Chordata; Actinopteri; Perciformes; Eleginopidae. Gene Ontology annotation, cellular component: extracellular matrix. The transcript is spliced from 11 exons. Gene Ontology annotation, biological process: proteolysis; extracellular matrix organization; collagen catabolic process. Bases 58 to 1437 code for a protein of 459 amino acids. The record is from RefSeq and is a predicted model, not a curated record.
AUACCCGUCAGAGUUUGUUGGACCCAUUGACUGAUUUGGACAACAGAGACAACAACAAUGAUAGCUCUGCUGCUGCUGGCGCUGGUCGCACCCUCCUUUGCUGUGCCUCUGCCGUCUGAGGACAAUGACAAUUUGCUUUUAGCAGAGAACUACCUCCGUCGGUUCUAUGGCCUUCCAGCGGGUCUUCAGGGUAGAGAGAAGUCUUCAGGUACCUUUCAGAACAAGAUCAAGGAGAUGCAGAGAUUCUUCAAUCUCGAGGUGACAGGGAGUCUGGACCACAACACUUUGGAGCUGAUGAAUCAGCCCAGAUGUGGCGUCCCUGACAUCGGGGAGUACAACCACUUCCCUCGACACCUCAAAUGGUCAACUAACAAUGUCACAUUCAGGAUAGUGAACUACACACCAGAUCUGGCGAAGGCUGAUGUAGACAAAGCCAUCCGCAAAGCCCUGAAUGUUUGGUCUGAUGUCACCCCGCUGACCUUUAGGAAAAUGCACGAGGGCAUUGCUGACAUUAUGAUCAGUUUCGGGUCAGGGGAGCACGGAGACUAUAAUCCUUUCGAUGGGCCCAAUGGAUUGCUUGCUCAUGCAUACCCACCAGGCGAAGGCAUCGGCGGAGACACUCACUUUGAUGAGGAUGAAAACUGGACCAAAGAUUCAUCAGCAUACAACCUGUUUAUCGUGGCGACCCAUGAGUUGGGACACGCCCUCGGUAUGUCCCACUCCACAGACCCGGGCGCCCUGAUGUACCCCACCUACGCCUACACUGAAGGCUUCCCGCUGGCUGAGGAUGACAUUGAAGGCAUUCAAGCUCUCUAUGGCCCAAACCCAAAUGAAAAGAAAGUUAAGCCAAAGCCUGACGCCCCCAACAAAUGUGACCCCAUGUUAAGUUUUGAUGCUGUGACGGAGCUCAGAGGAGAAACCGUGAUCUUCAAGGACAGAUUCUACUGGCGUCUCCACCCUCAGAUGCCGGAGCCUGAGCAGACACUGAUCAAGUCCACGUGGCCGUCCAUCCCCAACAAGGUGGACGCAGCAUACGAGAACCCAGAGAAGGAUCUAGUUAUCAUAUUUCGUGGGAUCCAAAUGUGGGCUUUGAAUGGAUAUAACCUUGUGGAUGGUUACCCGAAGUACAUACACAAACUUGGUCUUCCCAAGAAAAUAAGGAAAAUAGAUGCAGCUGUGCACAUCACAGACACCGGGAAAACGUUGUUAUUCACUGAUGAGCAGUAUUGGAGCUAUGAUGAAGCAGCAGGCACCAUGGACAGUGGCUACCCACGAUCCAUUGAGAAAGAUUUCCCUGGGAUGAAUGACGAGGUCGACGCAGCUGCUUAUCACUAUGGAUACCUGUAUUUCUUCCAUGAAAACCUGCAGUACGAGUACAGCUACACCCACAGGAAGGUCAUACGCAUCAUGAGGACCAACUCUCUUCUCCACUGUUGAUCAGCUGUGGCUCACAAGAAAAUGCAAAACAAGAAAUCCUAAAAAAAAAUUAAAAGACGUAGAUGCAGUUUGUUUAAUGAGCAAGUAAGUAGGAUGCAGGAUGUCCUUUAACAGUAAAGAAAGAAAGGUUUAUUUUUAUUAGUGCUGGACACCUGUAGGUCAUACAGUAUUAUUUAUCGGACACAGAAUGCUGUAAGAUUCCUCAGAAGUAUGUUUCCUUAGAUUAUUACUAUUUAUUUAAAUGUCUAUAUUUGUACUUCAAGUUUGACUAAGGACAGCAAGACCCUUAGCAGGUUAAGUUUCUUGUCAUUAACUGUUGUUUUUUUCUAAGCUCUUUAUUUUAACAUGUUCAACUAAUGUUUGUGUUUCAACCAAGAGCUUGGAAAAGUGCUAAAUGUAUUCUGAUUUUUCUGGUUUUUGGUAAGUUGUUUGAAUAACAAUAAAAGCAUCAAAGUAA